Molecule: messenger RNA, 1137 nt
Organism: Biomphalaria glabrata
Lineage: Eukaryota; Metazoa; Mollusca; Gastropoda; Planorbidae
Exons: 2
Coding region: 288-965 (225 amino acids)
Source: RefSeq, a predicted model, not a curated record
CAGAGAGCCACUUCUAUAAAUCGUCUUUUAAUCUUCUCCCCCCCCUCCCUUAUCCCUCACCCCACCUUCCAAGCUCCCCAUGCCUGUCUGACAUAUAUCUGAGGGUCCGAGCUGAAACACAACGUCAGCCAAAUCUUACCUGGAAACUAGAACAAGGCAAUCAAACCAUCCGAUGUAUCGACGCAACGCUUUGUUUGUUAUGAUUCAAUAUUUCUCGGCUGUGUUCAUUUCGUAGAGACUUGUUUCUAGACUUUUAUUAUUUCCAAAAGUAAAAGGCCGCUCUCGAGAUGGCGUCCGGCGCUGUACAGAUACCCAAGAUGACAGAGGGUUAUCUCGGACCCCAGGCUAAGUUCGACGCUUACGGCCUAAGCUUGGUCUCUCAUAGUGACCCUAUCAUUUACAUGCAGGAUAGCCAGGAGGAGGUGGAGAUCAUAUUGGGCAUUCAGCCUGGCACUAGGAUCACCAUCAAAAUGAUUUCUUAUGAGCGCAAACAAGAAUGCAACGAAUACUGUUUGAUACGGGCGCUGGGGCCAAACUAUCUGUUUCUCAUCAGACCGCCAGUGCCUGGAUUUUACAAAUUCCAGAUCUACGCCCUCCCGAGGGACGAAGCAGGACCGAACAUGUUGGGGGUUUACAAUUACCUCAUUUACUGCCCGGGCAGUUUUGGAAAUAAUCCUUUCCCUAAGCAGUACCCUCCUUGGAAAGACGGCUGCUAUUUGUACGAGCCUCUUUCACUACCUCGCGGUAUCCGUGACCCAAGCGUCAGGUUCAAAGUGCUGAUUCCCAGAGCUAGAGACGUACAGGUCAAGGUGGGAGAAGAAUGGAACCCCCUUCAACAGUCGGAGCCCGGAGUCUUUGAAGGCAAUGUAGACUUUAGUCAAGGUUAUCCUUCAGGUGCUAAGGCAAAGAUAAACGUGAAAUUCGCAGGGAAUAAUUACAAUACAUUGCUCGAGUACUCCCUUUGACAUUAUGGAUUGCCUACUAUUGAUAACGUGUGAAAUUGAUUUGGUUGUGGAAGCUUUCUACUGAUCACGAUGAUUGUCUCUUUAAAUAUAUAUUGACACUGACGCAUAUAUAUCAAUUAUUGAUUCUUAUUUUUAUACCUAAUACCAGAGAAUAAAUAAAUAUUUUCUUCAA